Molecule: messenger RNA, 1818 nt
Organism: Choloepus didactylus (southern two-toed sloth)
Lineage: Eukaryota; Metazoa; Chordata; Mammalia; Pilosa; Megalonychidae
Gene: FDXR
Product: ferredoxin reductase
Exons: 12
Coding region: 74-1675 (533 amino acids)
Biological process (GO): ubiquinone biosynthetic process
Cellular component (GO): mitochondrion
Source: RefSeq, a predicted model, not a curated record
GCGGGGGCGGGGCCGGAGCUGGCGCGGAGCAGUCCCCGGGAUCAGAGCCGCUCGCGGGUGGCGGUCCCGAGCCAUGGCUCUGCGCUGCGGGCGCUGGUGGCGCCGGCCGGCGUGGUCUCGGACCCGGCCGCCUCCCGCCCGGAGUCCCCUGAGUAGGAGCCGGGCGCUUCCGGGGCUGGAUGGGAGCGCAGGAGGCCUGCGAGCUCCGGGCUUCUGCCGGCUGUUCUCCACACAGGAACUGACCCCACAGAUCUGUGUGGUGGGCAGUGGCCCUGCUGGCUUCUACACAGCCCAACACCUGCUAAAGCACCACCCCCGGGCCCGCGUGGACAUCUACGAGAAGCAGCUCGUGCCUUUCGGCCUGGUGCGCUUUGGGGUGGCGCCCGACCACCCUGAGGUGAAGAAUGUCAUCAACACCUUCACCCAGACGGCUCGCUCUGACCGCUGUGCCUUCUGGGGCAACGUGGUGGUGGGCAGGGACGUGUCGGUGCCAGAGCUGCGGGAGGCCUACCAUGCCGUGGUGCUGAGCUAUGGGGCAGAGGACCAUCAGGCCCUGGAAAUCCCCGGGGAGGAGCUGUCUGGUGUGUUUUCGGCUCGGGCCUUUGUGGGCUGGUACAAUGGGCUUCCUGAGAACCAGGAGCUGGCGCCAGACCUGAGCUGUGACACGGCCGUGAUUCUGGGGCAGGGGAAUGUGGCUCUGGAUGUGGCCCGGAUCCUGCUGACCCCGCCUGAGCACCUGGAGAAAACAGACAUCACGGAGGCCGCCCUGGGGGCGCUGAGGCAGAGUCGAGUGAAGACAGUGUGGAUCGUGGGCCGGCGAGGACCCCUGCAAGUGGCCUUCACCAUUAAGGAGCUUCGGGAGAUGAUUCAGUUGCCAGGAACCCAGUCCAUUUUGGACCCUGCAGAUUUCUUGGGCCUCCAGGACAGAAUCAAGGAGGCCCCCCGCCCGAGGAGGCGGCUGACAGAACUGCUGCUUCGAACAGCCACAGAGAAGCCAGGCGUGGAGGGGGCUGCCUGCCAGGCAGUGGCCUCCCGUUCCUGGGGUCUCCGCUUCUUCCGAAGCCCCCAGCAGGUGCUGCCCUCCCCAGACGGACAGCGGGCAGCGGGCAUCCGCCUGGCAGUCACCAGGCUGGAGGGUGCCGGUGAGGCCACCAAGGCUGUGACCACGGGAGACACAGAGGACCUCCCAUGUGGGCUGGUGCUGAGCAGCAUUGGGUAUAAGAGCCGCCCCAUCGACCCCAGCCUGCCCUUUGACCUUACACUUGGUGUCAUCCCCAAUAUGGAGGGCCGGGUUGUGGAUAUCCCAGGCGCUGCUGCAGGACCUUCAGGCGGGGCUGCUGCCCUCCGGGCCCAGGCCUGGCUACGCGGCCAUCGAGGCUCUGCUCAGCGGCCGAGGGGUCCGGCCGGUCUCCUUCUCGGACUGGGAGAAGCUGGAUGCCGAGGAGGUGUCCCGGGGCCGGGGUGCGGGGAAGCCCCGGGAGAAGCUGGUGGAUCCUCAGGAGAUGCUGCGGCUGCUGGGGUCCGGUGCCUAAAUCUCAGCCUCUGGCGGCGAAGGGGAGGGGUGCCACGCAAGGGAGAGGGGCCAGGGCAGCCAGCAGCUGCAGCGCCUGCCCGCCUGGUGUGGCAGCUUGCCUGCAUCCCUUUUCCAGGGGACUCUCAGAACUUCCUCCUGUGAGAAGGUUGCCCUGCCAGCGUGAUUACCGUAGUUAGGGAUGGGGGGGGUGCAGACGGACCUUGCUCCCCUUCCCCCUUUCUCCUGCUGGACGGUGGGGAGGUCACCAGGAGGGAAUAGGCUAGAAAUAAACAGCUGCCACCAAA